AUGGAGAGUAGCAUUACGUACCCAAGCAGCGUCCUGGCCGCGUACACCUGCCCUUUCAAUAUCACGAAAUUUACUGAUUACAAAUGUGGAUCCACUUAUACCAAUAAGCCUGUGGACAACCCGUAUCCGUAUCAAUGUGCGAAUUACGGGACUAACUGCUACACGUUGCGGAACGGGGCCGAGAUGGGCUUUCUGCAGGCGCUCCUCACUCGUACCAACCCGGCACCCCUUACAUGGACAGGAGUUUACUACAACACCACCGCUUCCACCUGGCUUACUGUAUGCAACACUACAGUCGACUACUCGACCUUCCUUGGAACAGCCCUGAAUCAGGCGAUAUCAGCCAAUUCAGCCCCACUACUAUGCCAUGCGAUGAACGCAAGUGACAGCUACUUUUUCCCGUGCAACGUCACUAUGCCGAGGAAGCCCGUUCCACCAUUCAUCCACCAUACGCCUCGCAUACUCCAUGAUAUUAUCCAAUCGCUGUCGACACCCAUCAGCACGUAUCCGCGGAUUCUUCACCAU
This is a messenger RNA of Mesorhabditis spiculigera, 525 nucleotides long. The record is from the annotation of a GenBank genome assembly. NCBI's taxonomy places the organism in Eukaryota, Metazoa, Nematoda, Chromadorea, Rhabditida, Rhabditidae.